AUGGAGUCGCAGGGGGAUCUGCAGGCUGCUUCCACCUACAUCAAUAAUGUCUUACUAGCACGGGGUCUGGUCAAGAGCGGCCGACCGAUCGAUUUUGCGAACCCGGAGAAUGAAGAAGGCGGGGUGGCCAACACCAUGGCCAGGAUCAUCAACUUGGUGAAUGACUUGGUUCUGCGACGAGAUCGCGAAUCAGAGCAUCGAGAGAAUCUAGCUACGACGAUUCGGACAUUGCGAGCGGAGGAUUCCCAUAAGGCGGUGGAGAUUGAAAAACUUCAAACCAAGAAGUCCGAACUGUCGCGAUCGCUUGCGCUAGCUGAAGCACAAGAACGCGCGCUUAAGACCAACAUGUCGAGCGCAGAGGCAACCAUCCGAGGAUUAAAAGACCAAGUCCAGCGCAUGAAGACGAACGUGCAACAAGUCCGAUCCCAGUGCGCCAACGACAUCCGCAAGCGUGAUCUCGAGCUACAGAAACUGAAGGCUCACCUGGCGGACCGGCAACGAGGGAAGCGGGAUGGACUGGGUGUGACAACUAUCAACAUCAACCCCGCCGCUAGUCAGUCGUCGAGAAGAUAUCUGUCAGGGGGCGAGGGGGUGCAUGAUCCGGGAUAUAGCUUGAAGCAGGAAACGAACGAGUUCCUUACGCAAUUGCUGCAGAACCUCAGCGACGAGAACGACUCCCUCAUCUCCCUUGCGCGAAACACUGUACAUACCUUGAAGGACUUGCAAGGGUUGUCGUCGGAAGAAGAUGCAGCUGCUGAAAACGGAUACUCGCAGGGCGCAGCUAGUACAGCCCAGAGGUCAACUUACGGUGGCCAUGCUGCCACAAGUCUACCCGCAUCAUGCGAAGAACUAUCCAGCGAGAUGGAGCAAGUGCUGGAGCAUCUACAAACACUGCUCACGAACCCGUCGUUUGUUCCAUUGGAAGAGGUCGAGGUGCGCGACGAAGAAAUCAAACGUCUGCGCGAAGGCUGGGAGAAGAUGGAGAGCCGGUGGAGGCAAGCAGUUACGAUGAUGGAUGGCUGGCACAAGCGGAUUGCACAUGGGGGAGGUUCCGUCAGAGCGGAAGAACUCCGCAUGGGCUUGAAGCUCGAUGUCCAUGUCGACCCAAGGCACUCUCACAUCAGAGACAGCGACGUUGCUAUGCCGUCGCCGAUCUUCGAAGACCAAGAAGACGAAGAUAAUGAAUACUUCGGGGCAGAGGCGACAGAGGCAGAGCCAGAGCCAGAGCCAGAAGACGACACACCCGCUUCAGAGGAGCAACCACAGUCCAGUUCUAGUCGAGCCCUGAAAGAGCGGACCGAUAAUACCGCGUCAUCGAAACAACCAGCACGGAAAGAGGUAGCCUUUUCAGAAAAAGGGCGCAAAUCCUCGUCCAAACAAAAGCAAGAAGAGGACGACACGGUGCCAAUCAAAGCCCAUCAAUCCGAUGCCGUAACAAGGCGGCCAUCAAGGAAGCGAGUUGAGCCUAAGGGACCGCGUCCAGCCCCUACGCGGAUGAGCGUAUCCCAGAAACUGGCAGCCGCCGAACACGAGGCACGCGCAGCAGAAAAGGCGCGCCGAGAGCAAGAGAGUCGAAAGAGGAGUCGCGGUGGUAAAGUCACGCGAAAGAAGACAGGCGAUCGGCGACGGAGCACGCUGACAAGCGAUGAGCUGGGGGAGCUGAUGGGGAUGAAGUAG
This is a messenger RNA of Aspergillus mulundensis, 1677 nucleotides long. RefSeq lists its product as uncharacterized. The transcript has 4 exons. The record is from RefSeq and is a predicted model, not a curated record. NCBI's taxonomy places the organism in Eukaryota, Fungi, Ascomycota, Eurotiomycetes, Eurotiales, Aspergillaceae. The coding region runs from base 1 to 1677 and encodes 558 amino acids.